Molecule: messenger RNA, 300 nt
Organism: Macrosiphum euphorbiae (potato aphid)
Lineage: Eukaryota; Metazoa; Arthropoda; Insecta; Hemiptera; Aphididae
Source: the annotation of a GenBank genome assembly
AUGGUGUCUGCAUUGAAAGCAAUUUUCAAUAACGUUAUGAUAAGGGGUUGUUGGUUCCAUAGCUCUCAAGCUCUGUGGAGAAAAGUUGGAGAAUUUGGAAUGAUAGAAAUAUGUACCGGGCAUCGAAAUGCAUAUGACAUCGUACAUAUGCUAAUGGCAUUACCACUUUUGCCUGUGGAUAAGGUGAUGGAAGGCUUUCUUUCUAUAAGACAAUCUUACACAGAAAAUGUUGAAAAUAGUUUGCCAGUAGAAAGCUGUAGAAUAUUCCAAAGAUAUUUCCAGUACUCCAAGGUUUGUUAA